Dichomitus squalens LYAD-421 SS1 is the source of this 612-nucleotide messenger RNA. RefSeq lists its product as uncharacterized. Lineage: Eukaryota; Fungi; Basidiomycota; Agaricomycetes; Polyporales; Polyporaceae. The coding region runs from base 1 to 612 and encodes 203 amino acids. The transcript has 2 exons. The record is from RefSeq and is a predicted model, not a curated record.
AUGCUCAACCUCCGCCAAGUGAGCCGCCACAAAGCCCAGGGGGCGGACGAUUCCGUCUCGCAGGGAAUCCAGUUCUACGCGCAGUCGCAGACCACUCGGACGAUACCGCAUUCUCUCACUUCCUUCGCAGAGCUGGUGCAUGUGGAAACUAAGGACCCGGACAUGGAAUGGGAAAGUGAACGAGACAUGAGUGCAGGCACGACUUUCAACAAUAUUCAGCUGUACAACGCAGCCUUCAUUGUGCAAAAGCCCACACACACCACAGAGACAUCUACCUUCCUCAGAACCGCUCCUGUUGCCGCACUCUCCCUACGGCGGAAGGUAGACCCGGAGAAGGUGUCGAAGAAGGUCCCAGCAGUGUACGAGCCCGCAGCCCACGGUGCGUCACAGCGGAAGGUGCCCAAAGACUGCGCGUGCAGACUUGCGGAGCUGGAGUUUGCACACAACAAGGUCGUGCUGCCCGACGGUAAGGUCGACGGACAGGCCAUCGAGGUGUCGCAGGCUGAGAAGAAGCGUCUCCUGGUUGCCGCCGCCGCUGCGUCCAGGGCGACGAGCAGCUGUGGAAACUGCUACUUGGGAGACACAUUCCGGUGGUUGAGUUGCCUCAUAUAG